This is a messenger RNA of Exophiala spinifera, 183 nucleotides long. RefSeq lists its product as uncharacterized. The record is from RefSeq and is a predicted model, not a curated record. The transcript has a single exon. The coding region runs from base 1 to 183 and encodes 60 amino acids. NCBI's taxonomy places the organism in Eukaryota, Fungi, Ascomycota, Eurotiomycetes, Chaetothyriales, Herpotrichiellaceae.
AUGCUCACCAUUCCCACCGACAGAGAGUUUCGCGAUGUCGCGGCCCGAGUCACUCUGCCCGCGGAAGAAUUCAUCCCAGAACCAGCAUCAGAAGGGAUCUGGCGACAUCUCCCAAGCGCACAAGAACCCAACGAACACGCCCAGAGGCUGGUCGAGCUGUACAAUAAAUUCUACGUAGGCUGA